AUGCCGCCGGGAGGUUCUCCUCGCUCAAACGGCGGCAUUUUCUCCUUCCUCUUCAGAGCCAGCAGCGGAGCGCGUGGCUCCGGCUGCUCCUUGUGCGGGAGGCACUUUGCACUCUCGGGGGUCCAAACGCUAUCCCGAAGGGGGCGGCCGGAGAAGCAGAGGCCGCCGGUGGGAGUCCCUCGGGUGCCUACGGAAAACCCUGUGGGGGACCGGGGAGUGUGGUCGAGGCUUCACCGCGCACCUGCCGUUCCCCUGGUCGCCCAGCGGCGCCAUUACGUGGCUUCUCCCAGCACCAGCAGUAAUAGUAGUAGUAUUGGAGAACAGCGCCAUGGCGUCGCUGAAGCCCUCCUGGAUAUCUGUCAGAGGAGGCACUUCCUCCGAGGAGGAGGGGAAGAGGAGGCAGGGCAGUUCAGCUGGGACUCUUACCUGAAGGGGGACCACCCGGGCUUUGGGCCUCUGGGGGUGGACUUGAGGAAGAACCUCGCUGCUCAGUGGUGGGAGUCCGUGGUGGUGUUCAGGGAGCAAGUGGUGGGAGUGGAAGCCCUGGUCCAUCAUUCUUCAAAUGCAGGGAGAAGGUCAUCAGCGGAGGCCCUUCAUAUGGUGCAGCCCCGAGCCCUUUGCAAAGCCUUGGAGAAUGGCGAGUUAACUGGUGAGCAGGUGUCCGCCAACCUGCAGAAGAUGUUGGGGAUGGCUGGGGUGCUGCGGAACAGUCUUCUGCAUGGUGCCUUAGAGCAUUAUGUUGAGUGCCUGGAACUUGUAAACAAGAGACUACCUUUUGGGAUCGCUCAAAUAGGAGUAUGUUUCCACCCAGUAACAAAAAAUGAAAAAGAGAAUGAUAUCAGAACAGGUGAAAGGACAAUGGCUUCUCUAGUGUGGUACAGCUCUGCCAGAACUGCUGGACAGUGGCUUGACUAUUGGUUACGUCAGCGGCUCCAGUGGUGGAGAAAGUUUGCAAUAAGCCCAUCCAACUUCAGCAGUAGCGAUUAUUAUGAUGAAGAAGGGAGAAGAGGAAGCAAACUGUUUUACACUUUUCCUUGGGGAAAGGAAAUAAUAGAGACUCUGCAGAAUCUAGGAGAUAACGAACUGUUACAACUGUAUGCAAGAAGAGGAUCAAUAUUACAUGGUCGAGAUGGGAGGAAAAAUGUUGUUCCUCAUACCCUGUCUGUGAGUGGCAAUCUGGACAAUGGAGUGUUAGCGUAUCUCUGUGAUGGUAUGCAGUUGGCUGAAAAUGCCUUAACAAGGAAGAAAGCUCUGCAGAGAAAGGUACUUAAGCUUCACCCUUGUUUGACACCAGUCAAAGUAUCUUUGGAUGUGGGGAGAGGCCCAACAAUAGAAUUGAGACAGGUGUGUCAGGAAUUGUUCAAAGAGUUGUUAGAAAAUGGGAUUUCUGUUUGGCCUGGAUAUCUUGAAACCAUGCAGUCAUCAUUGGAGCAACUGUAUACAAAGUAUGAUGAAAUGAGUGUCCUUUUCACAAUCUUGGUCAGUGAUGCCACAUUAGAGAAUGGCGUGGUCCAGUUGAGAAGCAGAGACACCAGCAUGAAAGAAAUGAUGCAUAUAUCUAGAUUAAAGGACUUUUUAACCAAGUAUAUUUCAGCAGCUAAAAAUGUCUGAGCUACAAUAAAGACAAUUUUCUAUCA
Messenger RNA from Elgaria multicarinata webbii, 1637 nucleotides. RefSeq names its product DNA polymerase gamma 2, accessory subunit (gene POLG2). The record is from RefSeq and is a predicted model, not a curated record. Lineage: Eukaryota; Metazoa; Chordata; Lepidosauria; Squamata; Anguidae. Gene Ontology annotation, biological process: mitochondrial DNA replication. Bases 1 to 1611 code for a protein of 536 amino acids. The transcript is spliced from 8 exons. Gene Ontology annotation, cellular component: mitochondrion; cytoplasm.